AACAAAAUUGCAUUGGGCCUCGAGGUUUUUGGUCAAGCUCCAACCCAACCCAACCCAAAAACCUCCCUUCCUUUUUAACUCCGAAAUUUUCCACUCUUAAACCCUCUCUCUGGCACAGAGACAACACUCUCCAAUGGCGACCACGUCUCGCUCACUGUACCGUACACUGCGCCUGCGGUCCUUCUCCACAAGUACGAAGCCGUCGCACCACAACAGCCACCAGCAGAAUCACCAGUACACAGAUCCCAAUUCCUUCAUUGGGUGCUGGGAGGCCCCCAAGGACCCCAAGGAGGCCGAGGCCAAGCUUGCGCAGCUCCGCAGAGACUACGCCAAGCAGGUCAAGGAGGUCCGCAAGGAGUACAUCCAGGAGGUCGAGCUCAUGAGGCUCGAGAAGCUUCGCAUGGACGAGGCUCGUAAAGAAGCCCUUAGGCUCCAAAAUGAGGAACGUAAGAGACUCAAGGCUGAGGCUGCUAAGGUCCGUGCCCAACAGCGUGAGGUUGCUGAGCAGGAGUUCCGCCAGACCCUGUUAAAAGAAAGAGCAGAGAAGCUUGAGAAUUGGAAGAUGAAGGAAAAAAUGAGAGAAGAGAAGAAAAAAGAGAAGAAUGAACUGUUGCGACGUCAGAGUUCCUUGUGGAUCAAUGAACCAGAACUGGAAAAGAAGAUUUUAGAAGCCAUCGUUGAUACUACACCCCUUUGAGUCCAUUUUAUUUCCAAAUUGUCUAGUGGUGAUAUCUUACAGUUUCACCGUAUAGACAAGAUAAUCAGGACUUAGUAUGUUUUGUACCCAGUCUUUAUGUUUUCUAUUUUCUUUUCAUCAUCCACUAAUUUCCCAACCACAUUCCUUUUCCUUCUUCGUAUUUUAAUAAGAUCUGUAUACUUUCUAAUCAGGGCAUGGUAUAUUUUG
Prunus mume (Japanese apricot) is the source of this 904-nucleotide messenger RNA. RefSeq names its product stress response NST1-like protein. Lineage: Eukaryota; Viridiplantae; Streptophyta; Magnoliopsida; Rosales; Rosaceae. The record is from RefSeq and is a predicted model, not a curated record.